Messenger RNA from Peromyscus maniculatus bairdii (prairie deer mouse), 11648 nucleotides. The record is from RefSeq and is a predicted model, not a curated record. NCBI's taxonomy places the organism in Eukaryota, Metazoa, Chordata, Mammalia, Rodentia, Cricetidae.
UCCCAUUUUGUCCCCGGGCAGCCCCUGGCUUUGGGAUGCUCGCGGCUUAGGCCUCGUCCCGGGGCUCGAGCUUUUGCAGCUGGCCUCCCGCCUCCGCGUGUCCUGCUUCUUAGAAGACGCCCGUGUUGUGUUCGGUUAUGCAAUGGUCUCUGCAAGAUGUUUUAUUCUUGAAUUGGAGCUUUUUAAGACUGACAAAUGCUGGUACUUCAUCUUCUAUAAGUGGACUAUAAUUUCUUUUCUUAAGACAACUACAUAAGCAGACAAAAUUGCAAAGAUCUGCCCUGUGUCGAGUAUGACAGCCACAACUCGUGGCUCUCCAGUUGGAGGGAAUGACAACCAGGGCCAAGCUCCUGAUGGACAGUCUCAGCCCCCCCUCCAACAGAAUCAGACUUCAUCGCCUGAUUCUUCCAAUGAGAAUUCCCCGGCAACUCCUCCUGAUGAGCAAGGUCAAGGUGAUGCCCCUCCACAGAUUGAAGAUGAGGAACCUGCAUUUCCACAUACUGACUUGGCAAAGUUAGAUGAUAUGAUCAACAGGCCUCGAUGGGUCGUUCCAGUUUUGCCGAAAGGGGAAUUAGAAGUGCUUCUAGAAGCUGCUAUUGAUCUGAGUAAGAAAGGCCUUGAUGUUAAAAGCGAAGCAUGUCAGCGAUUUUUCCGAGAUGGGCUAACAAUCUCAUUCACAAAAAUCCUUACAGAUGAAGCAGUGAGUAGCUGGAAGUUUGAGAUUCAUAGAUGUAUUAUUAACAAUACCCAUCGCCUGGUGGAACUAUGUGUGGCUAAGUUGGCCCAAGACUGGUUUCCACUCCUAGAACUUCUUGCCAUGGCCUUAAAUCCUCAUUGCAAAUUCCAUAUCUACAAUGGUACACGUCCAUGUGAAUCGGUGUCCUCAAGUGUUCAGGUGCCUGAAGAUGAACUCUUUGCUCGUUCUCCAGACCCUCGAUCACCAAAAGUGUGUUGCUUGAGAGUUUUUUUUUUUUUUUCUUAUUUCAGACCAUUCGGACAGUGCUAUGAGUUUCUCACUCUUCACACAGUGAAAAAAUACUUUCUUCCAAUAAUAGAAAUGGUUCCACAGUUUUUAGAAAACUUAACUGAUGAAGAACUGAAGAAAGAAGCAAAGAAUGAAGCCAAAAAUGAUGCUCUUUCAAUGAUUAUUAAAUCUUUGAAGAAUUUAGCUUCCCGGGUUCCUGGACAAGAAGAAACUGUAAAGAACUUAGAAAUAUUUAGGUUAAAAAUGAUACUUAGAUUAUUGCAAAUUUCUUCUUUCAAUGGAAAGAUGAACGCACUGAAUGAAGUUAAUAAGGUCAUUUCUAGUGUGUCGUACUAUACCCAUCGGCACGGAAAUCCUGAGGAAGAGGAGUGGCUCACGGCAGAGAGGAUGGCCGAAUGGAUACAACAGAACAAUAUUUUAUCCAUUGUUUUACGAGAUAGUCUUCAUCAACCACAAUAUGUAGAGAAACUAGAAAAGAUUCUUCGUUUUGUCAUCAAAGAAAAAGCUCUGACCUUGCAAGAUCUUGAUAAUAUCUGGGCAGCACAGGCAGGGAAACAUGAAGCCAUUGUGAAGAAUGUACAUGAUCUACUGGCCAAAUUAGCAUGGGAUUUUUCUCCUGAACAACUUGAUCAUCUGUUUGAUUGCUUUAAGGCCAGUUGGACAAAUGCAAGUAAAAAACAACGUGAAAAGCUCCUUGAGCUAAUUCGUCGUCUUGCAGAAGAUGAUAAAGAUGGUGUGAUGGCACAUAAAGUAUUGAACCUUCUGUGGAAUCUCGCCCACAGUGAUGAUGUGCCUGUAGAUAUCAUGGACCUGGCUCUCAGUGCUCAUAUCAAAAUACUAGAUUAUAGUUGCUCCCAGGACCGGGACACACAAAAGAUCCAAUGGAUAGAUCGCUUUAUAGAAGAACUUCGCACAAAUGACAAAUGGGUCAUUCCUGCACUGAAGCAAAUUAGAGAAAUUUGUAGUUUGUUUGGUGAAGCGCCUCAAAAUUUGAGUCAAACUCAGCGAAGUCCUCAUGUAUUUUAUCGUCAUGACUUAAUCAAUCAACUUCAGCACAAUCAUGCCCUAGUUACUUUGGUAGCAGAAAACCUUGCAACUUACAUGGAAAGCAUGAGACUGUAUGCCAGAGAUCAUGAAGACUAUGACCCACAAACUGUGAGACUGGGAAGUAGAUAUAGUCAUGUUCAAGAAGUCCAAGAACGACUUAACUUUCUUAGAUUUUUAUUGAAGGAUGGCCAACUGUGGCUGUGUGCUCCUCAGGCAAAACAAAUAUGGAAGUGCUUAGCUGAAAAUGCAGUUUACCUUUGUGAUCGUGAAGCCUGUUUUAAGUGGUAUUCCAAAUUAAUGGGGGACGAGCCAGACUUAGAUCCUGAUAUCAAUAAGGACUUCUUUGAAAGCAAUGUGCUUCAGCUUGAUCCUUCCUUGUUAACUGAAAAUGGAAUGAAGUGUUUUGAGAGAUUCUUCAAAGCUGUGAAUUGUCGAGAAGGGAAGCUAGUAGCAAAAAGAAGAGCCUAUAUGAUGGAUGAUUUGGAGUUAAUUGGAUUAGACUAUCUUUGGAGGGUUGUAAUUCAGAGUAAUGAUGAUAUUGCCAGCCGAGCUAUAGAUCUCCUUAAAGAGAUAUACACAAACCUUGGUCCAAGGCUGCAGGUCAAUCAGGUGGUGAUCCACGAAGACUUCAUUCAGUCUUGCUUUGAUCGUUUGAAAGCCUCUUAUGACACAUUGUGUGUUUUGGAUGGUGACAAAGACAGUAUUAAUUGUGCAAGACAGGAAGCUGUUCGAAUGGUUCGAGUAUUAACUGUUCUAAGAGAAUAUAUAAAUGAAUGUGACAGUGAUUACCAUGAAGAAAGAACAAUUCUGCCUAUGUCAAGAGCUUUCCGUGGUAAACACCUCUCUUUUAUAGUUCGAUUUCCAAACCAAGGCAGACAAGUAGAUGACUUGGAAGUUUGGUCUCAUACAAAUGAUACAAUUGGUUCAGUUCGACGAUGUAUUCUCAAUCGCAUUAAAGCUAAUGUAGCUCAUACAAAAAUUGAACUCUUUGUGGGUGGUGAACUGAUUGAUCCUGGAGAUGACAGAAAGUUGAUUGGACAAUUAAAUCUAAAAGAUAAAUCACUAAUUACAGCCAAACUUACACAAAUAAGCUCCAAUAUGCCUUCAAGUCCGGAUAGCUCUUCCGAUUCCUCAACUGGAUCUCCUGGAAACCAUGGUAAUCACUACAGUGAUGGCCCCAACCCCGAAGUGGAAAGCUGUUUGCCUGGAGUGAUUAUGUCACUUCAUCCCAGAUACAUCUCUUUCCUUUGGCAAGUUGCAGACUUAGGAAGCAGUCUAAAUAUGCCACCUCUUAGAGAUGGAGCAAGAGUGCUUAUGAAACUUAUGCCACCAGAUAGUACAACAAUAGAAAAAUUAAGAGCUAUUUGUUUGGACCAUGCCAAACUUGGAGAAAGCAGCCUUAGUCCGUCUCUUGACUCACUUUUCUUUGGACCCUCUGCCUCACAAGUGCUAUACCUAACAGAGGUAGUCUAUGCCUUGUUAAUGCCUGCUGGUGCACCCCUCGCUGAUGAUUCCUCCGAUUUUCAGUUUCACUUCUUGAAAAGUGGUGGUCUACCCCUUGUCCUGAGUAUGCUAACCAGAAACAACUUCCUACCAAAUGCAGAUAUGGAAACUCGAAGGGGUGCCUACCUCAAUGCUCUUAAAAUAGCCAAACUGUUACUAACUGCCAUUGGCUAUGGCCAUGUUCGGGCUGUGGCAGAAGCUUGUCAGCCAGGUGUAGAAGGCGUGAAUCCCAUGACAUCGGUCAACCAAGUAACUCAUGAUCAAGCAGUGGUGCUACAAAGUGCCCUUCAGAGCAUUCCUAAUCCGUCGUCUGAAUGCAUGCUUAGAAAUGUGUCUGUUCGUCUUGCUCAGCAGAUUUCUGAUGAGGCUUCAAGAUACAUGCCUGAUAUUUGUGUAAUUAGAGCUAUACAAAAAAUUAUUUGGACAUCAGGAUGUGGGGGAUUACAGCUGGUAUUCAGCCCAAAUGAAGAAAUCACAAAAAUUUAUGAAAAGACCAAUGCAGGCAAUGAGCCAGACCUGGAAGAUGAACAGGUUUGUUGUGAAGCAUUGGAAGUGAUGACAUUGUGUUUCGCCUUGAUUCCAACAGCCUUAGAUGCUCUAAGUAAAGAAAAGGCUUGGCAGACAUUCAUUAUUGACUUACUAUUGCACUGUCACAGCAAAACUGUUCGUCAAGUAGCACAGGAGCAAUUCUUCUUAAUGUGUACCAGAUGUUGCAUGGGACACAGGCCUCUACUUUUCUUCAUUACUCUCCUCUUUACUGUUUUGGGGAGCACAGCCAGAGAGAGGGCUAAACAUUCAGGCGACUACUUUACUCUUUUAAGGCACCUUCUUAAUUAUGCUUACAACAGUAACAUUAAUGUACCCAAUGCUGAAGUUCUUCUUAAUAAUGAAAUUGACUGGCUCAAAAGAAUUAGGGAUGAUGUUAAAAGAACAGGUGAAACAGGUAUUGAAGAGACAAUCUUGGAAGGACACCUUGGGGUUACAAAAGAGCUGCUGGCUUUUCAGACUCCUGAGAAAAAGUUUCAUAUUGGUUGUGAAAAGGGAGGUGCUAAUCUCAUUAAAGAAUUAAUCGACGAUUUCAUAUUUCCUGCAUCCAAUGUUUACCUGCAGUAUAUGAGAAAUGGAGAGCUCCCAGCUGAACAGGCUAUUCCUGUCUGUGGUUCACCAGCUACAAUUAAUGCUGGUUUUGAGUUACUUGUAGCUUUAGCUGUUGGCUGUGUGAGGAACCUCAAACAGAUAGUAGAUUCUUUGACUGAAAUGUAUUACAUUGGUACAGCAAUAACUACUUGUGAAGCACUUACUGAGUGGGAAUACCUGCCACCUGUUGGACCCCGCCCACCAAAAGGAUUUGUGGGGCUGAAAAAUGCCGGUGCUACUUGUUACAUGAAUUCUGUGAUUCAACAGCUCUAUAUGAUUCCCUCCAUCAGGAACGGUAUUCUUGCAAUUGAAGGCACAGGUAGUGAUGUAGAUGAUGAUAUGUCUGGGGAUGAGAAGCAAGACAAUGAGAGCAAUGUUGAUCCCAGGGAUGAUGUGUUUGGAUAUCCUCAACAAUUUGAAGAUAAACCAGCACUAAGUAAAACAGAAGAUAGGAAAGAGUACAAUAUCGGUGUUCUAAGACACCUUCAAGUUAUCUUUGGGCAUUUAGCUGCUUCUCGACUACAAUACUAUGUGCCUAGAGGAUUUUGGAAACAGUUCAGGCUUUGGGGUGAGCCUGUUAAUCUUCGUGAACAACAUGAUGCUUUGGAGUUCUUUAAUUCAUUGGUGGAUAGUUUAGAUGAAGCUUUAAAAGCCUUAGGGCAUCCAGCUAUGCUAAGUAAAGUCUUGGGAGGUUCCUUUGCUGAUCAGAAGAUUUGCCAAGGCUGCCCUCAUAGGUACGAAUGUGAAGAAUCCUUUACGACUCUGAAUGUAGACAUUAGAAACCACCAAAAUCUUCUUGAUUCUUUGGAGCAGUAUGUCAAAGGAGAUUUAUUAGAAGGAGCAAAUGCUUAUCAUUGUGAAAAAUGCAAUAAAAAGGUUGAUACUGUAAAGCGUUUGCUAAUUAAAAAAUUACCUCCCGUACUUGCUAUCCAACUAAAACGAUUCGAUUAUGACUGGGAAAGAGAAUGUGCAAUCAAGUUCAAUGAUUACUUUGAAUUUCCUCGAGAGUUAGACAUGGAACCUUACACAGUUGCAGGCGUUGCUAAGCUAGAGGGGGAUAACGUAAACCCAGAAAGUCAACUGAUACAACAGAAUGAGCAGUCUGAAGAGAAAGCAGGAAGCACAAAAUACAGACUUGUUGGUGUGCUUGUGCACAGUGGUCAAGCAAGUGGGGGACAUUAUUAUUCUUACAUCAUUCAGAGGAAUGGAGGAGAUGGGGAAAAGAAUCGCUGGUAUAAAUUUGAUGAUGGAGAUGUAACAGAGUGUAAAAUGGAUGACGACGAAGAAAUGAAAAACCAGUGUUUUGGUGGCGAGUACAUGGGAGAAGUGUUUGAUCACAUGAUGAAGCGCAUGUCGUACAGGCGCCAGAAAAGGUGGUGGAAUGCUUAUAUACUUUUUUAUGAACGAAUGGACACAAUAGACCAUGAUGAUGAGGUGAUACGAUACAUAUCGGAGAUUGCUAUCACCACAAGACCCCAUCAGAUUGUUAUGCCAUCAGCCAUUGAGAGAAGUGUACGGAAGCAGAAUGUACAGUUCAUGCACAACCGAAUGCAGUACAGUCUGGAAUACUUUCAGUUUAUGAAAAAACUACUUACGUGUAAUGGUGUUUACUUAAACCCUCCUCCAGGACAAGAUCACCUAUCUCCUGAAGCAGAAGAAAUCACUAUGAUUAGUAUUCAGCUUGCUGCUAGAUUCCUCUUUACUACAGGAUUUCACACAAAGAAAAUAGUUCGUGGCUCUGCCAGUGAUUGGUAUGAUGCAUUGUGUAUUCUCCUUCGUCACAGCAAGAACGUGCGGUUUUGGUUUGCUCACAAUGUCCUUUUUAAUGUUUCAAAUCGAUUUUCUGAAUACCUUUUGGAAUGCCCUAGUGCAGAAGUGAGAGGUGCAUUUGCUAAACUUAUAGUUUUCAUUGCACAUUUUUCCUUGCAAGAUGGGCCAUGUCCUUCACCUUUUGCAUCUCCUGGACCUUCUAGUCAGGCUUAUGACAACUUAAGCUUGAGUGAUCAUUUACUAAGAGCAGUACUAAAUCUCUUGAGGAGGGAAGUUUCAGAGCAUGGACGUCAUUUACAGCAGUAUUUCAACUUAUUUGUAAUGUAUGCCAAUUUAGGAGUGGCAGAGAAGACACAGCUGCUGAAACUGAGUGUGCCUGCUACCUUUAUGCUUGUGUCCUUAGAUGAAGGUCCUGGCCCUCCAAUUAAAUACCAGUAUGCUGAAUUAGGCAAAUUAUACUCAGUAGUCUCACAGCUAAUCCGAUGUUGCAAUGUCUCCUCAAGAAUGCAGUCUUCAAUCAAUGGUAAUCCUUCUCUUCCAAAUCCUUUUGGUGAUCCUAAUUUAUCACAACCUAUAAUGCCAAUUCAACAAAAUGUGGUAGACAUUUUAUUUGUGAGAACAAGUUAUGUGAAGAAAAUUAUCGAAGACUGCAGUAACUCUGAUGAGACCGUCAAAUUGCUUCGCUUUUGCUGCUGGGAGAAUCCUCAAUUCUCAUCUACCGUCCUCAGUGAACUUCUUUGGCAGGUUGCAUAUUCUUAUACUUAUGAACUCCGGCCCUAUUUGGAUCUGCUUUUACAAAUCUUACUGAUUGAAGACUCCUGGCAGACUCACAGAAUUCAUAAUGCCCUUAAAGGAAUUCCAGAUGACCGAGACGGGCUGUUUGACACAAUCCAGCGUUCUAAGAAUCACUAUCAAAAACGAGCAUACCAAUGUAUCAAGUGUAUGGUAGCUCUCUUUAGCAGUUGUCCUGUUGCUUACCAGAUCUUGCAGGGCAAUGGAGAUCUUAAAAGGAAAUGGACCUGGGCAGUGGAAUGGCUUGGAGAUGAACUCGAAAGAAGACCAUACACUGGCAAUCCUCAAUACACUUACAACAAUUGGUCUCCCCCAGUGCAAAGCAAUGAAACAUCAAAUGGCUAUUUCUUGGAGAGAUCACAUAGUGCUAGGAUGACACUUGCAAAAGCUUGUGAACUCUGUCCUGAGGAGGAACCAGAUGACCAAGAUGCCCCAGAUGAGCAUGAGUCACCUCCGCCGGAAGAUGCCCCAUUAUACCCCCAUUCCCCUGGAUCUCAGUAUCAGCAGAAUAACCAUGUGCAUGGACAGCCAUAUACAGGCCCAGCAGCACAUCACAUGAAUAACCCUCAGAGAACUGGCCAACGAGCACAAGAAAAUUAUGAAGGCAGUGAAGAAGUGUCCCCACCUCAGACCAAGGAUCAGUGAAAUGCACAUAUUAACUGGUUCCAUCAAGACUGUGCACCCAGGCCUUACAGUCCAACUUUUUUCUGUGUCUGGCUAAUAUUUAAAACUAGAAAAACUAUUCCUAAUCAACAUGGAGUGGAGAGUUUAUUCACUGUCUUACCUGCAGAAAUAUGCUGUCAAUAUAUAACCCGCCUGCAGUGGAAAGUGUAUAGUGUUUUGUAAUAAAUGGCCUGAUGCUAAUGUGUAAAUGGCAAAGGUGUAUAUAGUAUAUUAAUGUUUGACUGUUAAUUCUUAAGCAAGAAACUUUUUCUUUCCUUGAUGAGACUCACAGAUCUACAAAAACUACAUUAAUUUUCUUGUUAUACCCACUGCACUCUGCAGCCAGUGUUGCCUACCUUGUGGCAGUUGGAUCACCUCCUUUACAAAAACAAAAAGUAAACCAACAGCAACAAAAGAGCCCAUUCAUGUCACACCAGUAGUUUCAUGUUCAUUCUUUGCCACUGGAGUCAAUUUUACUAUGAGCAAUGUAAGGCUGGUUACCUUUUAAUUAUUUGGUUGAUGUGGAAAAUUGGUGAUGUACUAUGUUUCUAGAUCUUUUUCAUUGCCUUUUUAUUCUGAUGUUAGGUUAAUCACUUUGAAGCUAUAGAUAUGCUGUAACAUUUAGCAUGGCUUCACACAAGGUAGUGUAGCCAAUGAGGAAAUAUUACCAUAAUGACUGCAGUUGUCCUGACGUGGAGGCUGCAUUGCUCGGAGCUUUCCUUCUUCAACCCUAGACUAUAAACUACAGGCUGAGGGGAGAACUGUGGCAAGCGAGCAGUUCUCAGUUGCACACAUGUUCCUUCUUGUGUUUGACAGUGCAGAUCUCUGGGUGGGAUAAAGAACACUUAAAUUUAUCGAUUUAGUGGUGGGAAUUUUGAAAGAUUUAAAACAAAUAUGCAAAAAUUUGCUAUGCCAGGAUGCUGGCUGGAGCCUAGUAGAAAACUGUAUUUGGUGUGCUUGUUUUGUUCUUUGGUAGAGCUUACUAAGUGACUCUUCUCAAACUUUCCUUCUGCUGGACCCCAAUGAUGCAGAAGUCAGAACCCCACAGUCUUUGGAUUACCUCUGCACCAAGAUGUCUGACUGAUUCUCUGCUCAGUCAUAAUUUUACUUGAAAGCAAGAAUUGUCCUAGCUCCUUUUCCAUUCCAAAAAUUUUAAUGUUCAAAGCAGGGUCUAAUUUAAAAAUAAAAGAUUACUGGUAGUUAAUAUAAUUGAGGUAUCACAAUUUUAGAAUAAACAAUUUGAAUGAAGAUAAAAGAAUUCAUCAGUUAAUACUGUAUUUCAAAGAGAAUUGGUGACUUGAAUGUGUAUAAUUUUCGGAAACUGUCUAAAACCAAAUACCCCUGCAAACAGAUACAACCCACCCUAUUUAAAUAUUUUGCUGUUUUAUUUUAUAGAAAUUAUUUUGCUGAAUUCGCAAAUAGAAUUUGAUUUAAGAAGAACUUUUUGUCCUGUGGUGUGUUUGGUGGUUUUGGUACCUUCUCUCUUGUUUUUUUUUUUAAAGACUGCAUAUAUUAUGCACAGAAAGAUUGGCUCUUUACUAAAAGGACUUGGAAAACAGGAAGUUGAUGCUAUAAAAGUUCCCCUAACAAUCAAUCUUACACUUUUUGUAUUUUUUUAUAUACAUGUGUAUUUAAUGAGCACAAGCUUGGUUGUAUUUUUUACAUUUCAGUUGAUAGGAAAAUGUUGAAAGGCUAUCAUUGGCACUGGUCAAAGCAGAAGCAAAAUUGAGCAUUUUUAUUUUGUGAUUUAAAAGGGGCAGUAUUUAAGAUAUAGCUUUGGUAUCUUAUUUGCAGUAUUCCAUAAUCCUGCUUCUAGGCUUCCUGUAAUUUUAGCAACUUUUGACACUAGAUAGAUUCUGUUUACUUCAGAAUUGGCUUUUGUUUCAGUUUUUGUGGAGCUGGGGAUCCAGGGCCUCAAGCACUCCAGGCAAGUGCUCUACCACUGAGCUGCACCUCCAGCCUGAAUUGAAGUUUGAGCAAAGGUUGUACAGUGUUUGCCUUUCCAACUGGAAGUUUUCAAAGUUCCUCAAGUAGUGGAGUAGGUUAGCUUUGUUUGGACAAGUAACUGGUACUAGUUACAUUAUCUUACCAUCUGACAGACAAUUUUGAUAUUUUCUGCUCCUUAACAAAAUUAUGAAAUACAUAAAACUUAGUGACUUCCUAGAUAAGAGAAAACUUGACAUUCUCAAAGGCUGUGAAUUUUUUGUCUUGGAGGGAUUCCCCCUCCCCAUUAGUUGCUUUGAGUGUAUAAGCCCACCAGUUCCUAAUGAGGGCUUAUGAGUCAUGUUUCCCUCCAUUUGAGAAAGAGCUGGUCUGUGUUGUGACCACGAGUGAGGGAAAGUGAACAGAGUUAUUUUUGUUUGUUUGUGCAAAUUAUUUUCUACAUUUAACUCUUUAAGCAUUAAUGUAUAACCGGAAAUUUUAAGAUGCAUGUUAUUGUAAGAGCAACAUAGUGGUGAUUUUGAGGUCUUUCUCUAAAACAUAAAUGGCACGUUUUAAAUUUCAAGUCUUAAAGUGCCUAAAAAUUAUUUGAUUCUCUCAACUGAUUCUUUUGAGCCAUAUGUUUCCUCCUUUAAAUGUUUGUUGCAGAAUCACUAGUCUUCCUUUGAAAUACUCCCACGUUUCUAAAUGGCAUGAUUACUCUAUUGAAGACAGUAGAAUCUGUUAACGUAAAGACUGAAGAGAUUUUAAUUGUAAAACUGUGUGAACUGGGGCUUUGCCCAGUCAGAUCUAAGUAUUUCCGUGUACAACUUGGUAAACACCAUAUUGCUGCUGUUUCUAAGCCCUCCCUCCACCAACCGAAUUAUCAUGUUCAGCAUCACAGAGGCAGAAAUACAAACAUAAUCAUAUUUGGGCUUUGUUUCUUUUCAUUGAUUUUUCUCAGUGAUGAUUUCCCAGCUUUUUUGUCUCAGCUAUAAUUAUACAGACCUAGAAUUAUUCAAAUGUUUUCUAUUUUCAUGAUUAACUUUUAUUAGUGAACAAUAACAACUUAAGUCUUUAAUCCUCAUAUUGGUUAAAAAGAUGAGGAGCCUUUUUUAUUUGAAUUACUUUUGUAAAGGAAAGCAACAGUCUGUGAAUAUUCAGGUGACUACUUUGGAAUAGUUCUUUGGGUUUUUAUUAGUAUUUUUCCAGGUUAUGUUCUCCCAUGGACUAUUUUACUUUGUCAAAUUUUGUGGUUGAUUUGGUGGCUAUAUCCUGCCUUAUUUAGAAUUUUAGAAAAUUGCCUUUUUGUGAUAAGUGCCCAGUUUUGAUUUCUAGUUUGAAGGUACGAGGACAUGCAGACUGCUGAUAGAGGAAAACAGCACCCCUUUACCCCAGCUUUGUGUUAGCAACAAAACCGUUCUCAGUACUGGUUUCAUCGCAGGGACCACCCAGAAUUGGUCCUGCACCUACUUGAGUGUUGCAUAUUGAAAAUAAGGUUUUGGGUGUGAUAAAUCACUAAAGAAGUGCUGAAUGUAUUAAGAACUUGCUGCCGAUUGUAUUUUUAACUAUUAUUUUGUGUUUGCAGAAGUAUGUAGCACUUGUCCUCCAAACUUACAGGUGUAAGUGGGGGGAAGGUGAACCACAUUUUAAAGUCACUAAUGAGUGCAAUUUUUUUUUUUAUUUUGGAAUUGGGGUUCCCAAAAGGAAAUUUCACCACCCAAAUCUCACAUACUUCUUAGCCUUUUACAAGCCAACAGACUGACAUAAAAGAUUGUCCACAGUUCGUAAGAUCUAGCACAUAUACAAAAAUAAAACUUUAUAAAUUAAA